CAAUUCGUUAAUUUAAUAUUUAAUCGAUUUUCCACCAUUGUUAAACACACAGAACCAACCCAAGAAGAAAACAAUAUUACAGGCGCUUUGCUGAGGCCAAAAUGGCCACUUCUCUUUCUUCCUCACAAACUCUUCAAACCCUUCUCUGCAAAAACCUUCCCGUUUCUCUAUCCUCUUCCUUUCUCUCAAUUCCUAAGCCUUUAGCCCCUCUUCCCCUCUGCCACCGCUUCCUUCCUCUCACCCACUUCACUAACAAUCGUCUUCACUGCCGCCGUGGCCUUGUAGUUCGGUCCCAGUCUGAAAAUGGCGCCGAAGCUCUUCGCCCAUAUGAUUUUGACCUCUUUACUAUCGGUGCAGGCAGUGGGGGUGUGCGAGCUUCCCGAUUUGCUGCUAAUUUUGGUGCUUCAGUGGCGGUUUGUGAGCUUCCUUUCUCCACCAUUUCGUCGGAUAUUGCUGGAGGUGUGGGUGGGACGUGCGUUAUUCGUGGAUGUGUACCGAAGAAGUUACUUGUGUAUGCGUCAAAAUAUGCACAUGAAUUUGAAGAGAGUCAUGGCUUUGGAUGGAAAUAUGACACUGAACCAAAGCAUGACUGGAGCACCUUGAUUGCUAACAAGAAUGCUGAGUUACAUCGACUAACUGGUAUCUACAAGAAUAUUUUGAAAAAUGCUGGGGUCACAUUGAUUGAAGGCCGUGGAAAGAUUUUGGAUGAACACACGGUUGAUGUAGAUGGAAAGAUUUAUUCGGCUAGACACAUUCUAGUGUCAGUUGGGGGGCGCCCUUUCAUUCCUGACAUUCCUGGCAGUGAGUAUGCUAUAGAUUCUGAUGCUGCCCUUGAAUUGCCAUCCAAACCUGUGAAGAUUGCCAUAGUUGGAGGUGGAUAUAUUGCUCUAGAGUUUGCUGGCAUCUUCAAUGGUUUGAAAAGUGAAGUCCACGUAUUUAUACGACAGAAAAAAGUGCUUAGAGGCUUUGAUGAAGAGAUUAGAGAUUUUGUUGCAGAACAGAUGUCACUAAGAGGAGUUGAGUUCCAUACAGAGGAGGUACCACAAGCUAUCCUUAAAUCAGCUGAUGGGUCAUUAUCUCUGAAGACUAGCAAAGGAACAGUUGAAGGCUUCUCACAUGUUAUGUUUGCAACAGGGCGUAGGCCUAAUACAAAGAACUUGGGAUUGGAAGAAGUAGGAGUAAAAAUGACCAAGAAUGGAGCAAUUGAGGUUGAUGAAUACUCCCGUACAUCAGUUCCUUCAAUUUGGGCUGUUGGAGAUGUUACAGAUAGAAUAAAUUUGACUCCCGUUGCUUUAAUGGAGGGAGGCGCAUUAGCAAAAACUAUAUUUCAAAAUGAACCUACAAAACCUAGUUAUAGUGCUGUUCCUUGUGCUGUUUUUUCCCAGCCACCAAUUGGAAUAGUUGGUCUUACUGAAGAGCAGGCUAUACAAGAACACGGUGAUGUUGAUGUCUACACAGCAAACUUCCGGCCCUUGAAGGCUACACUCUCAGGGCUUCCAGACCGAGUUUUUAUGAAGCUUAUAGUCUGUGCAAAGACGAAUAAAGUUUUAGGACUGCAUAUGUGCGGUGAUGAUUCACCAGAAAUUGUACAGGGGUUUGCUGUGGCUGUGAAAGCUGGUCUGACCAAGGCAGACUUUGAUGCAACGGUGGGUGUUCAUCCUACAGCGGCUGAAGAAUUUGUCACAAUGCGGACUCCUACAAGGAAGUUCCGGAGAAAUCCUGAGGAAAAGCCAGAAUCUGAGGCUAAAACUGCAGCAGGGGUAUAAAAUGGAUGCAAGAUUAAUCAAUUUUCCAUUAAAAAAUUUAGUCGGUCCUUUCAGGUUGACUAUGAAAUGUAUGGCCCCGACGUCGGAUUGAUUAUUGAUGAUGAUAAUAAUGAUGAAGAGCCUGAACAAACUGGUCGUACAAAGUCGAUAACUUUACGAGGAUGCCAAUUUCAAAUAUUGCAGCUUUGAAGAAUAGAGAAUUCAAGAAUUUUUUUCCUGUAUUUUUUACUAACAUUUUGAGCAGCACACAUUAAAUCUGGAAUUGUCAUGGAGUGGAUUGUCUUGUUGGUUCUCGGUGUACAUUUUUCAUAAUUUAAAAGGGUGGGUAUUUCUGUUUUUGUUGGUUC
Benincasa hispida (wax gourd) is the source of this 2113-nucleotide messenger RNA. It is a transcript of the gene GR, whose product is annotated as glutathione reductase. Gene Ontology annotation, biological process: cellular response to oxidative stress; glutathione metabolic process; cell redox homeostasis. Gene Ontology annotation, molecular function: glutathione-disulfide reductase (NADPH) activity; flavin adenine dinucleotide binding; NADP binding. NCBI's taxonomy places the organism in Eukaryota, Viridiplantae, Streptophyta, Magnoliopsida, Cucurbitales, Cucurbitaceae. Gene Ontology annotation, cellular component: mitochondrion; cytosol. The record is from RefSeq and is a predicted model, not a curated record.